CAUUGCCCGAGAAGCUCGAAUUUUGUGCUUCCCUUUUACUUCAGAGUCUUUGUAGCUAGGGUUUUCCAUCGUUUUAUCGGCUGCUGUUUGGUUUUCCCAGCUGUUGGGUCGCGUCCAAUGGGAGUACCAUCGUUCUACCGGUGGUUGGCGGAGAAAUAUCCGUUGAUUGUGCAGGAUGUGAUAGAAGAAGAGCCCGUCGAGAUCAGUGGUGUCAAACUCCCAGUGGACACGAGUAAACCUAACCCUAACGACAUCGAGUAUGACAAUUUGUAUCUCGACAUGAAUGGAAUUAUCCAUCCUUGCUUUCAUCCCGAAGACAUGCCCUCUCCCACUACGUUUUCCGAGGUGUUUCAGUGCAUGUUUGAUUACAUAGAUAGGCUCUUUGCGAUGGUACGUCCUCGGAAGCUUCUAUACAUGGCUAUUGACGGUGUUGCUCCACGGGCCAAAAUGAAUCAACAGAGGUCUAGGCGGUUUAGAGCAGCGAAAGAUGCUGCAGAAGCUGCGGCCGAAGAAGAGAGGUUGCGUGAGGAGUUUGAGAGGGAGGGGAGGAAACUGCCUCCUAAAGUGAAUUCUCAAGUGUUUGAUUCUAAUGUUAUAACUCCUGGAACGGAGUUCAUGUUUACUUUGUCAGUUGCAUUGAAAUACUACAUACACCUUAGGCUAAAUUAUGCACCUGGUUGGAAAAAUAUUAAGGUUAUCCUUUCUGAUGCUAAUGUUCCUGGUGAGGGGGAACACAAGAUCAUGUCAUACAUACGUCUUCAAAGAAACCUUCCAGGCUACGACCCAAACACACGCCAUUGUCUUUAUGGUUUGGACGCUGAUUUAAUUAUGCUCGGUUUGGCCACUCAUGAGGUUCAUUUUGCAAUUCUUCGUGAGAUUGUUUUCACUGCUGGACAAGACAAAUGCUAUAGGUGUGGUGAGGUGGGUCACCGCGCGGCAAAUUGUAGGAUCAAGGCAAAGAGGAAGGCUAAAGAAUUUGAUUCGAAAACUGAUGCAAGUGCUGCUGGUAAAAAGCCAUACCAGUUUCUCAACAUAUGGACUCUUAGAGAAUAUCUGGAGCAUGACAUGCAGAUACCUAACCCCCCAUAUGAAAUUGAUUUGGAGCGCAUUGUUGAUGAUUUCGUCUUUAUCUGUUUCUUUGUGGGGAACGAUUUCUUACCACAUAUGCCAACAUUAGAGAUACGAGAGGGCGCUAUUGAGUUGCUGAUGUCUGUCUACAAGAAUGAAUUUAGAUCAUUUGGUGGUUAUUUAUCCAAAGCAAGCAAGCUAAACUUGAAGAAAGUCGAGCAUUUUAUUCAAGCUGUUGGAUCAUAUGAAAAUAGCAUAUUUCAGAAGAGAUCAAGACUACAUCAGAGACAAGCGCAAAGGAUCAUGCGUGGCAAUGCUCUAACAAGCGGGAAGUAUCAUGGUUCUCGCCUUGCUUCUGCUCUGCAGCCUUCAGCAUACAAGGAGAAUAUAGAUGUUGCUCAUCCCCAGAAAGUUCGUCGUCUGGCUUUGGAGGAUAAUGUCAAUGUGGGUAGUGUUGACACAGACACUAACCACGAAACAGAAGCUUGUAAUGUUUCUAAGGAGGAACUGGAGAAUGAAGAAGAAUUGAAGUUUAAUCUUAAAAAGUUACUGCAAAAUAAAACUGAUACUUUCAGCUCAGGAAAUGCAGAAAAUGAUAUGGUAAGGCUGGGCGAACCGGGCUGGAGGGAGAGAUAUUAUGAGCAGAAGUUCUCAGCAAAAACUGUUGAGGAAAUGGAAAAAAUACGUAGGGAUGUUGUCGCUAAGUACACUGAAGGCCUAUGUUGGGUAAUGCAUUAUUAUUAUGGAGGUGUUUGUUCCUGGAAGUGGUUUUAUCCAUACCAUUAUGCACCUUUUGCAUCCGACCUCAAGGAUCUUGAUCAGCUGGACAUUAAGUUCGAACUGGGCUCCCCUUUUAAACCUUUCAAUCAACUUCUGGGUGUUCUUCCGGCAGCAAGUGCACAUGCUCUCCCGGAAUGCUUUAGGACCCUGAUGACAGACCCGAAUUCACCAAUAAGGGAUUUCUAUCCCGCUGGUACAAUUUUUUCGUGCAAUUGGUCUCUUUUCUGUGGAGUUGGUAUUGCAAAGUUGCCUUUUAUUGAGGAGCAUCGUCUUCUUGAUGCAAUUGCACAAUUGGAGCACACAUCGACGAAGGAAGAAAUUAGGAGAAACAGAUUUAUUUGUGACAUGAUCUUUAUGUCUGCAUCUCAUCCCCUGGCUGAGGUGAUACGUACUCUGGAAAACAGAUGCAAAACAUUGGCAGGCAGAAGACGGCGUAAGAUCACGGAAAAGAUUGACCCUGAGUUAAGUGACGGGCUGAAUGGUUACUUAGCUCUAUGUUCUGGAGAAAGCCAGUCGCCAAGUUUCAGCUCCCCAAUCAAGGGAAUGAAGGAUAUUUUAGCCAAUGAAGUCAUUUGUACUACAUACAAACUUCCAGACCAGCACAAACACGUUGCUCGCCCACCAGCAGGAGUGGUGUUCCCAGAAAAGAUGGUGAAUGCAUCGGAUUUGGUAUCUAAAUCCGCCACGUGGCACGAAGAUGUCGUACGAAGCAAAAGGAAUAACCCUCCCGGAUCCAUUUCCGGGGUUCAACUCAGGGAAGCAGCACUCAAACUCGUGCGACGUAGUAUACAGCCAAGACCCAACCAUACCGAUGUCAACUCAGAAACGAACCCGUCAGCGUUACGCCCGACUUCCGUUUUCCAGAAUGGUGGAGACUGGAAAAGGGUCCUACCGUUUCCGUGUCUACGACUGACCGCAUAAGAAUGGUAAAAAGCAACAGAAAAGGCAGAAAGGUAAAGCAGAACCAAAGAUCAAGCAAACGAACGAUAAUUCUUCGCAAAGAAAAAGAAUAGACACAGGAUUCUGAACUAAUGUCAUGCCUUUCUGGUAGUUGUUAUUUGUACCAUAGUUUAUGUUCGAGAAAAUUUUGGUCACUAAUCAAUUCCUUUAGACGUCCUAGGAGAUUUUGGUGAAACUCGAUAGCUUAUUUCGUGGUAUCUGUAUCAUCGAGGCCUUUGUAGUGAGAUUUGGGACAUUGAAUAAGUUUUCUUUCAGUUUACCGAUGAACUAA
Tarenaya hassleriana is the source of this 3079-nucleotide messenger RNA. RefSeq names its product 5'-3' exoribonuclease 3-like. Gene Ontology annotation, cellular component: nucleus. The record is from RefSeq and is a predicted model, not a curated record. Bases 118 to 2769 code for a protein of 883 amino acids. Gene Ontology annotation, biological process: nuclear-transcribed mRNA catabolic process. NCBI's taxonomy places the organism in Eukaryota, Viridiplantae, Streptophyta, Magnoliopsida, Brassicales, Cleomaceae. The transcript has 22 exons. Gene Ontology annotation, molecular function: RNA binding; 5'-3' RNA exonuclease activity; zinc ion binding.